ACGUUAAUGAUUUCUGUCAAUUCACCGAGUCGCUGUGUCUAAUAGGAGAUUUAUUCUCAAAACUUAAAUUUAACUUUUUUUUAUUAAGAUUAUGCUAUUAUCUUAAAUAAAAAUGACGCUUUAUCAUUUUGGUAAUUGUUUGGCUUUGGUCUAUGUACCAUAUCACAUGGCAUAUAAGUUUUCAGGGAUAUCAGAAUAUGCUUCGUUUUCAAAAUGCGUUUACGCAGGUGGAUUAUAUAUUUUUACACAACUAUGCAAAAUGCUAUUACUAGCAACUUUCUUCCCAGAUUCUGAUAGCAGCCAUGAAAGUGGUGAAUAUGAUGUGUUACUAGAGAUACUCAAAGCUACCGUAGACUUUGCCGACCUCUUCGGUCUUUACUUUGCCUUAAACUCUAUCCCUGGUAAAGGACAUGCAAAGAUCUUAACUGCUGCUGUUGGAUGGGCCAGUGCUGAGGUGCUGGUGACCCGCAGCGUGUUCCUGUGGGUGGGCGCCCGCGGCUCGGAGUUCUCGUGGCGCUACGUGCGGGCGUGCGCGGAGGCCAACGUCUCUCUGCUGCAGACGGGCGGGUGUGCGGCGCUGGUUUGGCUCCGCGCUCGCAGCGACCUCCCUCCCCGCCUGGCGCCGCUGGUUCUGUCGCUGCUGCUGCUGGCUCCGUACCGCUCGCUGCUGGAGGAGGCGGUGGCCGCCGCGCUGUCCUUGUCCGCCUGGCCGCUGCUCGCGCUCCGAGCCGCGCACGCCGCGGUAGUGGCGCUCGCCGCACUAGCAGCCUAUGCCGUGCUGGCACAGCAGAUAGCGGUCUAGUACACUCCGAGACUGGUGUGAUUAGUCUACUGUAUUAUUUAUAUUGUCGCAGAGUCUUUUUAAGUGAUCGAUGCGUUCCCUGUAGCGAUGGUCUAUGGUUACUACUAUUAAAUCGAAUGAUACAAUGGGUUUGUAUUGAAUGUUCAGUAAAAUUCUUUUACAGAUAUCUCUUCACACAUUUUUAACGUGCCUCGUUAAGCCCACUCACAACUCUUACUACUACUAAAAGAGCUUUCAAUGUUUAUUCUCUGUAACGCCAUCUAGUGGUCAAUUACCGGAAAAGUGUUUAUUAUUAAACGAAACUCCGUUUAAUUUACAAUAUACAGUAACAAACUUUAUUUUAAGAAGUAGUAGGCUAUGGCACAGUAAAUCAACAAUAAAAUAAGAUUAAAUGUCCUUUAUUAAGAUAUUACAAUUAUGUUAUCAAAGUCUAAUAAAGAUACCAGCAGUUCUUAACAGAUGGAGCAGUUGCAACUCACAAUAACAUACACCUUUUAAGUAUAUUAUGUAAGUAAUGUAAGCAGAAGUAUUUAUUUCACCUUAUUAAAAAAGGGUUAAAUCAAAUAGAAUGUAACAGUGACCAGGGACAGUCAACAAAGCACUACAAAAGAGUAUAGUUUUCACUAUGUCAUUGUCAUAGUGCAUACAGCGUAUUAAUUGUUCAUUCAUGAAUCUAAGCAAAUUACAGUGGUAAUGAGGGUUGUAGCUUGCUAGCUUACUAAGCAUACUGAUAAAUCUCCCAUUGUCAUCAGUUCAUUGUAUUAUAGCUAUUUUAAUGAAUAACACAAGCUAACUGACUUCCUGCAGGAACUUUGAAGGAAAGAAACCUCUUUAAAAUAAUUUUAUUGUAAUGAUUUAUAAUUCAACAGAAGAUAGAUGCGUACCAGAUGGAAGACAAACUACUUUAAAUUGUUUGGGGGAUUUUUUUGUUGGUGUAACUUUUAAAACUUUUGUUGUAGUAAGAUGUCUUUAGUAGUCAUACUAUUAACUAUAUUAGUAAGACAACAUUAAAAAUAUACAAAAGUCAAGUGAUCCAGAAUCCAGAUAAUCAAACAAAACUUGUCGAGUUCAGGCCACCUCUGGACAACUCUUGAUAACUGGUGCUCCGUAAAUGUAAAGUACUAAAUUAUGUUAUGUUAAUAGCGGAUGCUAUUCCAGCAGCUUUAAUAACAAAUCUUGGCACCUAAAAACCUGUACAACUUAUAAUAUCUGUAAUAAAAAAUAAUAAUAUGAAAGACUGAACAACUUUCCAGAAUACGUCAAAUAGAAGUAAAGACCACAAAAA
Messenger RNA from Danaus plexippus (monarch butterfly), 2087 nucleotides. Its product is annotated as BOS complex subunit TMEM147. Lineage: Eukaryota; Metazoa; Arthropoda; Insecta; Lepidoptera; Nymphalidae. The transcript is spliced from 4 exons. The record is from RefSeq and is a predicted model, not a curated record. The coding region runs from base 113 to 802 and encodes 229 amino acids.